Messenger RNA from Ochotona curzoniae (black-lipped pika), 4080 nucleotides. It is a transcript of the gene ZBTB14, whose product is annotated as zinc finger and BTB domain containing 14. Gene Ontology annotation, biological process: regulation of transcription by RNA polymerase II. Bases 903 to 2252 code for a protein of 449 amino acids. Gene Ontology annotation, cellular component: nucleus. Lineage: Eukaryota; Metazoa; Chordata; Mammalia; Lagomorpha; Ochotonidae. The record is from RefSeq and is a predicted model, not a curated record. Gene Ontology annotation, molecular function: RNA polymerase II cis-regulatory region sequence-specific DNA binding; protein binding; DNA-binding transcription factor activity, RNA polymerase II-specific. The transcript is spliced from 4 exons.
GCCGGGGCCGCUGCGGGCCGCGGCCGCUCCUUGCAGCCGGCGCGCUCAGCGCCGAGGGCCCUGGGCCUCCUGCGCCCCGGCGCCUGCUUGUGAAAAGGGAAAAGCGGGCCCCCUCCGGCCGCCGGCUCGGAGGGCUAGAUGCUUUUGUUGGGGGUUGGGGGGAGAGCAGGAGCGCAAAUGUCCACUGCCCACUCCACCCCUGGACCCAGAGACGGGAGAGGAAGGGCUUAGAAGGCCCCUCGGGGGCUUGCGCCGGGUGCCCUGAAGCCUCCCCAUUCCGAAGUUGCGAGCUUGCGACAGGGAAGUCGCGGGGCCGCCAUUGUCACGGCUGCUCUCGGGGGUAGGGAAGGCAGCCGCUUAUGUAAGUUUGGGCUCGCUGGAAGCGCUGCUCGCGGCUCGGUGCGGGCGGUUUGGAGAGCCUUUAGGAAAGAGCCCUGUGCCUUGUGGAGCUGUAGCUGAGGCUCCAUCUUUCCCUACACCUUUCUGCAAGCACCCUGGUAGCGGCGAUCUUCCGGUUUGACUCAUCUCAACUUAGCAAUGGGAACAUCUGUAUAGCGCACCUAUAUAUGCCAGAGAACACAUGGCCGCAGGUUUCCGGUGCUCUGAGAUGUUGGGAGAGAGGUGGCCCAAGAGACGCUGGCCUAAAACAAAACAACAAAAAAAAGCGCAUUGACGUGUUGCCAUGGCUACUCAGUGGCCACUCCUCUCCUUCGUCGUUGCCCCAUGCACUUUCCUGCCACAGGCCCCAGGGCGAAUGCCUACUAACACAGCCGGCAGGAAGGAUCUGCAGGAUAUUGGUCUGCAGGAUGGAGUUUCUUCGGGUCUGGCAAGCCCCUGAUCAGAGGAAUUCUGAUCGGAAGAUUUCAGUGUUUAAGGCAUUAAGAGAAUAGCCUGAAUUGUUCAUGGAGUUUUUCAUCAGUAUGUCUGAAACCAUUAAAUAUAAUGACGACGAUCAUAAAACUCUGUUCCUGAAAACACUGAACGAACAGCGCCUGGAGGGAGAGUUUUGCGACAUUGCCAUCGUGGUUGAGGAUGUAAAAUUUCGAGCACACAGAUGUGUUCUUGCCGCCUGCAGCACCUACUUUAAAAAGCUAUUCAAGAAGCUUGAGGUUGAUAGCUCUUCGGUGAUAGAAAUAGAUUUCCUGCGGUCUGACAUCUUCGAAGAAGUCCUGAACUACAUGUACACGGCCAAGAUUUCUGUGAAAAAGGAAGAUGUCAACCUGAUGAUGUCCUCAGGUCAGAUCCUUGGGAUCCGGUUUUUGGAUAAACUGUGUUCUCAGAAGCGUGACGUGUCCAGUCCCGACGAAAACAACGGCCAGUCCAAGAGUAAGUACUGCCUCAAAAUAAAUCGCCCCAUCGGGGACGCUGCCGACACGCAGGACGACGACGUGGAGGAGAUCGGGGACCAGGAUGACAGUCCCUCUGACGACACGGUAGAAGGCACCCCCCCGAGUCAGGAGGACGGCAAGUCACCCACCACGACGCUGCGGGUGCAGGAGGCGAUCCUCAAAGAGCUGGGGAGUGAGGAAGUUCGCAAAGUCAACUGCUACGGCCAGGAAGUAGAGUCCAUGGAGACCCCGGAAUCCAAAGACUUAGGGUCCCAGACCCCUCAGGCCUUAACCUUUAAUGAUGGGAUGAGCGAGGUGAAAGAUGAACAGACCCCGGGCUGGACCACAGCGGCCAGCGACAUGAAGUUUGAGUAUCUGCUCUACGGCCACCACCGGGAGCAGAUCGCCUGCCAGGCGUGCGGAAAGACAUUUUCUGACGAGGGCAGGUUGAGGAAGCAUGAGAAGCUACACACGGCCGACAGGCCCUUCGUCUGCGAGAUGUGCACCAAGGGUUUCACCACGCAGGCCCACCUGAAGGAACACUUGAAAAUCCACACGGGCUACAAGCCCUACAGCUGCGAGGUGUGCGGCAAGUCUUUUAUCCGCGCCCCGGACUUGAAGAAGCACGAGCGGGUUCACAGCAACGAGCGGCCAUUCGCAUGUCACAUGUGUGACAAAGCCUUCAAACACAAGUCCCACCUCAAGGACCACGAGCGACGGCACAGGGGGGAGAAGCCGUUUGUGUGCGGCUCGUGCACCAAGGCCUUCGCCAAGGCUUCGGAUCUCAAAAGGCACGAGAACAACAUGCACAGCGAGAGGAAGCAGGUGACGCCCAGCGCCAUGCAGAGCGAGACGGAACAGUUGCAGGCCGCGGCCAUGGCUGCCGAGGCGGAGCAGCAGCUGGAGACAAUCGCCUGCAGCUAGAGUUGGCGGGGGCAGGUGGCCCGGCCCGGAGGAGUGUGCGGACGGAGGUGGCCGUGGUGGGAAUGGGUGAGCACUGGUUGCCGGGCUCCCGCCAACGCAAGCGGAGCAUUGGACUCGCUGGACUUCGGGCAAUGCUUGGUUAGAUGUUUUCAAAACUUUUCCAGGAAGUUAUGUUCCUAGGUUCUGACCGAACAGUUUUCAAUGUCCUGUUUGGUGUCUAGUAUUCAUGUCGCCAGUAAUCCCCCCUUGCCCUCGUCUCUCCCCGUUUGAUGAUUUUGAGGACUCCUGUGUCUCCAGUUUGGAAGUGAGAGACUUUGUUGUGUUUUUAAUCCCUCUGUACUUGCCAAGCCGGUGAGUGCACUGCACAGAGUAAUAUUUGAGUAAGUUGAUUUCCUAAUCAUUAGAGUGAUAUGUGACUUGGGAUCAAGACAGCAAUUUUAAUAACUUAAUGAAAGUACUUGAUAUAGACACAGAAAAGGUUGGUACGUGGUUCACCAGGAAUACCGCGCAGAUCCGAAAGCAAGUUCUGGAAAUGCAGAAUGAUAUUUGAUUUGUAUUUGCUUGUUGAUUUUCUAUCACUGGUUUUUAUGUUUAUUUUCUUUUAACUGUUCUUGAGGACAAAUAAGAGUUGCUUUGCCGAAGUGUUGUUUCAUCCGUGUUGAUUUGCCCCAUGCCUACCCUGAAAGCCGUAGUCGCACGUGCCGGAGGCUAAACAGGCCACCAUGUCGCUGCUGGUCUCGGGCUGAGUUGCCAGCCAGUGUGCCACAGCAGGAGUGUGUGGAAUGGACCAGAAAGGGCUCUCGGAAACAACGUUUUUACAGGUGCAAGGUUUCCUAGAGCCAAGUAAUGUUUUCGUUUCGCCAUUGGGUUUGUAUGUGUGAUGAUGAGCAGGACUUGAAUGGAUGUGCUCUCCAGGUGCACCUGUGUGUGUAACAGAAGGUCGCAACGCGCUGGGCUCUGCAGCACAUGGAUGACCGGUAACAGAGAUGCAAUAUGCUUAAAUUAAUAAAUUCAGAAUCUUUUUAAAAGGGUGUACAUAGUAUUGUUGGUUUUAUAUAUUUCAGAUAAGCGUAGACAGCUGCACUUUUUUUGCACAUUGGAUUGAAAUCAUUUCCAUUAGCAAUGAACAUCUGAGAUUUCUUUAACCAAUACUAAAGAUUGUCAGACCCAAUGUUUAUGUUUCUGAAGUGUAUUUCAUCACUGGUGACAGUUUCAAACUGAAGUUGAUUGCCUUUUCAUAGCCGUGGAUCAGAAUUAUAAAUUCUGUUCCAGAUUUGGUGUACCUAAUAUUCUUUUAACUGUUUCUUUUGGACUAUAUUGAAAUGCCAAUAAUCAUUUGAAUUAUGUUCUAUAAGAAGGUAUUGGUCAAUUAUUUUAGAGGAUGUACAGUUGUAGAAAAUGUCAACUUCUAAAAUUCAUUUUGGUUGCUAGUAUUCUUUUUCAUAGAUUAAUUUCCUUUCAUUGCUUGUUGCAUUAACACCUGUAAUUACUAUUGUGGGAGAAGCUUUAUUUUUUAAAUUGGUGUACGUGUUAUGCCCAAGACUGUAGGACAAAGAUGCUACCUUUUUUUUUAAAAAAAAAAAUUAUUUAUUGGUAUGACGUUUGACUUAGUUUAAAAUUAACUUAAUUUUCUCUUGGAAGUUGUUCUGUACUAAAAGUAGCCAUGUCACUGUGUUUCUGUGCUGUUAGUAGAAAGGGGACUCGUUGCUGGUUCCUGGGCUGUUUUAACCAAAGCAAAGCAGAAACUUCCCAUCUUGUCAAUAGCUACUUUAAAAAACCAUAUUUUGGGCCUUCAUUUUUGUAUAUAAAAGAAAAUAUACUUCUAUCA